AUGGGAAGGGAAGGCAUGGGAAGCAUGCUUUGGGGCUACACUCACACCACCGCACAUAUGCCACACAUACCCCACGUGUAUAACCAUUCACUCACCGAUGGAUACUCUCGUUAUAGCAAAUUAUUCAUCGGUGGUCUCAGUUGGGAGACAACGAUCGAGAAACUGACGGAAUAUUUCUGUCGUUAUGGAGAAGUGACUGAUUGUGUGGUUAUGAAGAAUGCAGAGACCGGUCGCUCGCGUGGCUUCGGUUUCGUGACAUUCAAAGACCCCUCUUGUGUCCAG
Oppiella nova is the source of this 282-nucleotide messenger RNA. The record is from the annotation of a GenBank genome assembly. NCBI's taxonomy places the organism in Eukaryota, Metazoa, Arthropoda, Arachnida, Sarcoptiformes, Oppiidae.